Polistes dominula (European paper wasp) is the source of this 1352-nucleotide messenger RNA. RefSeq lists its product as uncharacterized. The record is from RefSeq and is a predicted model, not a curated record. Gene Ontology annotation, cellular component: axoneme; ciliary base. Lineage: Eukaryota; Metazoa; Arthropoda; Insecta; Hymenoptera; Vespidae.
UUAGCGCAGGCUUGUAAAGCCAAUUGUUUUGUACGACGUAACUAUGACUACACUUUAUGGAAUAGACGAGUAGUUUAGCACAAAGUUUUUUUUUUCUCGCGGAAGAAAUAAAAUUAAAAAUAAACGAUCGUUAGAGAAGUAUUAAAAAUAUUCUAUAUUAUUAAUAAAAUAAACGAUGAACGACAAAGAAGAUUGUGCGUGGGUCUUUGAUUCUUUAGUUGGAUUUUUGCAAGGUCCAAUUUGGUCUGCGCCAUUAUUGACCUUUAUAGAAGAAAAAUCAUUGAUUUUCGAAGCAGACGAUGAGGAUAAUAACGAAGAAUAUCAUAAAAUUUAUCAAGAAUACAAAAAUUUGGUUGACCUUUUACUCGGAUGUUUUAUGGAAGACAUGGGAAUUACGCCGGAACAAUUCGAACACGCGUGCAACAUUAACAAAAAUACAAAAAUGUCGAUACACUUUCAACAAAGUUUAUUCGAACAAAUAUGGGCGGCGAACGAGUAUGGGAUAUUUAAAAGAAUGAUGAUACAAAAGAAUUUGGAAUUACAAUUGCAGGCAUUAAACAUGAUCGAACAAAAAUUUGGCCUAACUCCGGCUUCUCUUAUGUACGAAACGGAAGGUUUGCAGGACGAAGAAUUGGUCAUGGAGAAAUUAAUUAAUAAUCACAUUAUGGAGAUAAACAAUGAUGAAGAAGCAAUACCCAUGGAAACUUCUCUCGUGGAAGAACGCAACCGUCUGGCUAAAGAGUAUCAUAACGAAAGAACAUUAAUGGAGGAAGCUUUGAGAGCAACAACACGAUCAUCUGAAAAUUCUUCUCCUGAAUUAGAGCCGAAUAUUUCGCGAAAAAAGAUCGAAGUACAAAUUGAAAAAUUGGACAAAUUGCCUCCGUUGAAAACAUUUCAGCCGCUUGAUCCGAUACCUUCAACAAAAAUUGAACGAGUUAAAAAUAAUACGAAAGAAGAGGAUAUAAAAAGACGACAGGACUAUCUGAAAGCAAGACGAGACGAAUUAGUAGCCCUAAAGAAAGAAGUACGUAGUCAGCGGCUCGAAAUGAAUUCAACUCGUCCGAGUUCUGCUCGAGUAGUUGCAGAUGCAACGAUUAAAGGUGAACAGGAAUUAGACGUUGAUCAGUCAUUGGAACCGUCAAUUCUUCAAGUACGUAAAGCUUUAGCGGCACGAUUGAAGGCCGAAGUUGUGCAUAAGUGAAGUGAAUAUUAAUAUUAAUAUUAAUAAUAAUAUAUUUAUCGUGACUAUACGUAUGUUAUUUGCCGUAAUCGUAAUUAAAUUAAUAAAUUAAUACCCGAAAGAGGCAAACAUUUUCGCCUCCUUUUUUUUUUUUUUUUUAAAUUAAUUCAAA